This is a messenger RNA of Cucurbita moschata (crookneck pumpkin), 932 nucleotides long. RefSeq lists its product as uncharacterized. Bases 72 to 821 code for a protein of 249 amino acids. NCBI's taxonomy places the organism in Eukaryota, Viridiplantae, Streptophyta, Magnoliopsida, Cucurbitales, Cucurbitaceae. The record is from RefSeq and is a predicted model, not a curated record. The transcript is spliced from 2 exons.
UAAACAAAUCAUUUCAUUUCAACUGCUUCCUCUCCAAUUCCUUCCAUCCAAGAUUCCCCGGAGCAACCGCCAUGGGAGAUCUUACGAUGAAAUUCCCAAGGAAUCCGAUCCAUACCGCCGAAGAUUGCAUAAUUUUCAGAGGCUUGGACAGUGCCGUCGACGAUGACGACUCGCAAUCGGAAUCUGGAGUCUGUUCACCCACGCUCUGGGGUUCAGAUUCUCGGAUGAACCCCCAAUUUCAUCGCUCGCGUAAUCGCACUCUUUCCCCGACUUCCCGCACUCAAGCCAUCGCCAGAGGACAGCAGGAGCUCAUGGAGAUGGUCAGGAACAUGCCGGAAUCCUCCUACGAGCUUUCUCUCAAAGAUCUCGUCGAACAUCACUUGCGGCAACAAGAGAGCGCCUCCAUCGAGAAAUAUGAUUCCGCCUCUGAAACUUCCUUCAUAAGAGAUCCUAUCAAGAAGAGGAGUGAAACCAGAGCACUCGUUACCAGAAGUAGAAGCGUCAAUAGCGGUGGAUUUUAUCUCAAAAUGUUCUUCCCGAUGCCGUUAGGGAAAAUUUCAACGAAAAAGAAGAGUAAUGUUAGAAGCGACUCGGCGUUGAAUGGAAGUUCGAGAGUAUCUCCUAAGCCACCGCAAGUGGACAGAGACUGGUGGAGGAAGAGAUCGUCAGCAACCUCCGGCGAGAAUGGCGGCAGUGUCUCCGGCAGUAGUAGUAGCAAUAGUAAUAGCACAAGCAGCGAAAGAAGCAACAGCAGGAACUCUGAAUCAAAAGGGAGUUGCUGGUUUUGUAUCAGUCCAAUCAGAAGCAAAAAUCCAGAGUAAAACAAACAGCUUCAUCGGAGAAUUCAAAUCAAAUCAAAUCAAAUCAAUCUUAAUAUGUAAUAACCUUUUGUUUUAUUUCUAUAAAAAUCAUCCCUUCGUUUUCUACUUUAA